Messenger RNA from Cannabis sativa, 2044 nucleotides. Its product is annotated as galactan beta-1,4-galactosyltransferase GALS3. Lineage: Eukaryota; Viridiplantae; Streptophyta; Magnoliopsida; Rosales; Cannabaceae. The coding region runs from base 165 to 1820 and encodes 551 amino acids. The transcript is spliced from 2 exons. The record is from RefSeq and is a predicted model, not a curated record.
ACUGAGAAAGAGAAGAAAGAGAGAGAGAGAGAGAGGUUUCGUACUGUUAGAGAGAGAAAGAGAAAGAGAGAUUUCUCUGCAACUUUCUUCUCUCUCUUCAGAGAAAGAAAGAAGAAAGAAGAAGAAAACCCCAUUUACAGAAGAAGAAACCCAUUUCAUCAUCAAUGGCGAAAGAAAGAGAGAACAGGAAAGUGUUAGUGAAAGUAGUAUGGAGUUACGCAGCUGAGCUUAAACUCAUUCUCACAGCUUUACUUAUCCUCUGCUCCAUAGCUACACUUCUCCAGUUCCUUCCUUCUCGUUUCACCAUCUCCACCUCCGAUCUCCGUGUCUGUAUUUCCAGAGUCGCUUCUUCAACUUCACAAACUCAAAACGAUCUCGUUUCAAACACUUCUUCUUCUUUUAAUUACGUUCCUCAAAACGACAUCGUUUCUAAUUCUUCUUCUAAUAAUUAUGUUAUACUAAACGACGUCGUAACUAAUUCUUCUUCUAAAUUAAACGACAUCGUUUCUAAUUCUUCUUCUUCUUCUUCUCCGAUUUCACCACCUCCGCCUCCGCCGUCUCCGCCGCCGGCGCCGGCAACAGAGCAAGAUCAGCUUCUCCCUAAUGGGGUUUUGAAAAGGGCAUUCAAUCCUUACGGUUCAGCUGCUUACAACUUCAUCACCAUGGGAACUUACAGAGGAGGACUUAACACCUUCGCCAUUGUUGCAAUAGCUUCGAAACCCCUUCACGUUUACGGAAGCCCAACUUACGAGUGUCAAUGGCUGCAGAAUUCUUCUCCCUCCUCCGUUAUCUCAACUGUUGGGUACAAGAUCCUUCCAGAUUGGGGUUACGGAAGAGUCUACACAGUCGUGGUGGUCAACUGUACUUUCUCAGAGAAUAUCAAUGUUGAUAAUUCCGGUGGAAAAUUAGUCCUCUACGCUUCAACUUCCGGCGCAGGUGACCGGAAAUUCAACGUAACCGACAGAAUUGAAGCCUUAACUGAAGCUCCAGGAAGUUUGGACACUGCCCUUUUCAGUUCAAAACCUAAAUAUGAUUAUUUCUAUUGUGGGUCUUCACUGUACGGAAGCUUGAGUCCACAGAGAGUUAGAGAAUGGUUAGCUUAUCAUGUGAGAUUAUUUGGGCCAAGAUCUCAUUUUGUUAUACAUGAUGCUGGUGGGGUUCAUGAAGAGGUUAUGGAGGUUUUGAAGCCAUGGAUUGAGCUUGGUUAUGUGACUUUACAAGAUAUAAGAGAUCAGGAGAGAUUUGAUGGUUAUUAUCAUAAUCAAUUUAUGGUUGUGAAUGAUUGUUUGCAUCGGUAUAAGUUUAUGGCUAAGUGGAUGUUCUUCUUUGAUGUUGAUGAGUAUUUGUUUAUUCCACCUAAGAACACCAUUAAAACUGUUCUUGAAUCUUUAUCAGAUUACAAUCAAUUCACUAUUGAACAGAUGCCUAUGAGUAGUAAGCUCUGUCUCUCUGCCGAUGCUGGAAAAACUUACAGGAAAUGGGGUUUUGAGAAGCUUGUGUAUAAAGAUGUAAGAAAAGGAAUAAGGAGGGACCGAAAAUACGCGGUGCAGCCUCGCAACCUCUAUGCAACAGGGGUUCACAUGUCACAAAACCUGGCUGGAAAGACCACACACAAAACCGAGGGACGGAUCAUGUACUACCAUUACCACGGCACCAUAGCUAACCGAAGAGAGCCCUGCAGGAACCUUGGUAAUUGGAGUAGUAUCAAUUUCGAAAACAACCCUUAUAAACUUGACACAACAAUGAGAGACAUUGCUGGUGUUGUCAAGAAAUUUGAGCUGAGAAUGAUUGGAACAAGAUUACAGAAAACUCGUCAAUAAUAAAUAAGAAUGAUCACAUGAUAUUGAUACCCUUUAUUUUAUUAAUUUGUUGUUAAUUAGAUUGAAUGAUGUACAAGGGAAAAAGAGAGAUUCUUUGGUGGGUGGGGGUUGGGAUUGGGAUGGGAAGGUUCUUACUUGUAAUAUAGCAUUUUCCUUUUUUUCUUAUUUUUGAGUAUAGAUACAGUGUGGUACAUUAUAUCACAUGAGACCCUCUUUUGCAUUAA